Molecule: messenger RNA, 939 nt
Organism: Mandrillus leucophaeus (drill)
Lineage: Eukaryota; Metazoa; Chordata; Mammalia; Primates; Cercopithecidae
Product: olfactory receptor 10J5
Biological process (GO): G protein-coupled receptor signaling pathway
Cellular component (GO): membrane
Molecular function (GO): G protein-coupled receptor activity; olfactory receptor activity
Source: RefSeq, a predicted model, not a curated record
AUGCAGAGAAAGAACUUCACAGAAGUGACAGAAUUCAUCUUGGGAUUCUCUAGUUUGGGAAAGCAUCAGAUAACCAUCUCUGGGGUUUUCCUAACUGUCUGCAUUUUAACUCUGGCUGGUAACAUCAUCAUUGUGACUAUCGUCUGCAUUGACCAUCAUCUCCACACUCCCAUGUGUUUCUUCCUAAGCAUGCUGGCUAGUUCAGAGAUGGUGUACACACUGGUUAUUGUGCCACGAUUGCUUUGCAGCCUCAUUUUUCAUAACCAGCGUAUCUCCUUGGCAGGCUAUGCAACCCAAAUGUUCUUUUUUGUUAUCUUGGCCAUUAAUAAUUGCUUCCUGCUUACUGCAAUGGGCUAUGACUGCUAUGUGGCUGUCUGUAGGCCCCUGAGGUACACUGUCAUCAUCAGCAAGGGCCUAUGUGCCCAGCUGGUGUGUGGGUCCUUUGGCAUUGGUCUGGCAGUUCUCCAUGUGACAGCCAUGUUCAGUUUGCCCUUCUGUGGCACAGUGGUGGACCACUUCUUUUGUGACAUUUACCCAGUCAUGAAACUUUCUUGCAUUGAUAUCACUAUCGAUGAGAUAAUAAAUUAUGGUGUAAGUUAAUUUGUGAUUUUUGUGCCCAUAGGCCUGAUAUUUACCUCCUAUGUCCUCAUCAUCUCUUUCAUCCUUAAAAUUGCCUCAACUGAGGGCUGGAAGAAGACCUUUGCCACCUGUGCCUCCCACCUCACUGUGGUCAUUGUCCACCGUGGCUGUUCCUCCACUACCUACCUCAAGCCCAAGUCAGAAAACUCUACAGAACAAGACCUCCUUCUGUCAGUGACCUACACCAUCAUCGCUCCCCUGCUGAACCCUGUUGUUUACAGUCUGAGAAACAAGGAGGUCAAGGAUGCUCUAUGCAGAGUUGUGGGCAGAACUAUUUCUCCUAUUUAUUGGAUUAUUUAA